This is a messenger RNA of Drosophila ananassae, 10795 nucleotides long. RefSeq names its product PHD finger protein rhinoceros (gene rno). NCBI's taxonomy places the organism in Eukaryota, Metazoa, Arthropoda, Insecta, Diptera, Drosophilidae. The transcript is spliced from 7 exons. The record is from RefSeq and is a predicted model, not a curated record. The coding region runs from base 592 to 10506 and encodes 3304 amino acids. Gene Ontology annotation, biological process: regulation of transcription by RNA polymerase II.
UGCUUAACUAUGUAUACACAAGGGGACCACACUAUUUUUAUCGAAUCUGGCCACACUAAAGCAAAUGGCGAAUCUGAUCGAAAUUUUCGGAAAAUUUGUAAAUAAUUCUUGCGAUUGGAAAUGCAACUAUAUUGUGACAGGUCAGCAGAUGCUUGGCUAUAAACUGAGAAACUGAGAGGAGAGCAGCCGCGACCAAAAGUGCGGAAGCAAACGCACACACUCUGUGCAAACAACACGAACAAUAACAAGAGGGAACUAGCAGGAGCGGGAGCAGGAGCAGGACGUGGGAGUGGACUACUGGCCCGUGGAGAGUGCGGAGCGCACACGGACUGCAAAGUGGCGUCGCUACUGAAGACCAGGGCUGUGGCAGCAGCGGCGUCCAUGUCCCAGGGGCACCAAGGACGGCUCACCGAGAACAGCAUACGCACCACGACCAGGAGAGCGCAGCAGCAGCAGCCGGUGUGGUGUCGCCAACUGUGGCCUUAAGCAUGUAGUCUAGAAGCCAGAACCCGUUCUCUAACAAGCACAACAUAGGAGGGAAUAUCCAACCGAAACAAAAACAUAAACAAAAUCAACCGACACCAAUGAAAAAUGUCACAAAGAGGUAAGCGCGGAAGUCAGCAUCACCAUCAGUCGCACCAUCCGCCUCCGCCGCAGCAGCAGCGCAAGGAUGUUGAGCCGCAGCCGCCGCCCACCAAGCGGCGCAAAGGCCGGCCCCCCAACGGGGCGACCACGGCAACCAUAGCGUCAGCAGCCGUCCCUGGAUCUGCAGCGGGACCUGUGACAGGAAUAGCGAGCUCGGGUCGAGUUCCGCUCUUGCCCCUGAACAACAGCAAGCAUGAAGGCGAUCCAGAGGCCGAGCGGGAGACGGGAGGAGGAGGCGGAGGAAUUGCGGCUGGUGCCGCCAGCAAUAGCAAAUCCAAGUCAACGAAACUUGCCAAGUCGACGAGCAAGAGCAAGUCGCAGGGGGCGAGUACGAGCAGCUCCUGGCAGGCGCGCUCCGUAGCGGACAUCAAGAUGUCGAGCAUCUACAAUCGCAGCUCCACGGAAGCACCAGCUGAACUGUAUCGCAAGGAUCUCAUUAGCGCAAUGAAAUUGCCUGACUCGGAACCGCUGGCCAACUAUGAGUAUUUAAUUGUGACGGACCAAUGGAAGCAGGAGUGGGAGAAGGGUGUGCAGGUGCCCGUCAACCCCGACUCCCUACCCGAGCCAUGUGUCUACGUUCUGCCCGAGCCAAUUGUCUCGCCAGCACACGACUUUAAGCUUCCGAAGAAUCGCUAUCUGCGCAUUACCAAAGACGAGCACUACACGCCGGAGCAGCACUACCUGACGAACGUCGUUGCCCUGGCGGAGAACACUUGUGCCUACGACAUAGAUCCUAUAGACGAGGCAUGGCUGCGGCUGUACAACGCCGAUCGGGCCCAGUGCGGUGCUUUUCCCAUCAACGAAACACAGUUCGAGCGGGUCAUCGAGGAGCUGGAGGUUCGUUGCUGGGAGCAGAUUCAGGUCAUACUCAAGCAGGAGGAGGGCCUGGGCAUAGAGUUCGACGAGAAUGUCAUCUGCGACGUGUGCCGCUCGCCCGACUCCGAGGAGGCAAACGAAAUGGUAUUCUGUGAUAAUUGCAACAUCUGCGUUCAUCAGGCUUGCUACGGCAUUACAGCAAUUCCAUCGGGCCAAUGGCUCUGCCGAACCUGCUCCAUGGGCAUCAAGCCGGACUGCGUGCUGUGCCCCAACAAGGGUGGAGCCAUGAAGUCCAACAAAUCGGGAAAACACUGGGCGCACGUCUCCUGCGCUCUAUGGAUUCCGGAGGUCAGCAUCGGUUGCGUGGACCGCAUGGAACCCAUUACAAAAAUCUCAAGCAUUCCCCAGUCGCGCUGGUCCCUCAUCUGCGUGCUCUGCCGCAAGCGAGUGGGCAGUUGCAUCCAGUGCUCGGUGAAGCCGUGCAAAACAGCCUACCACGUCACCUGCGCCUUCCAGCACGGCCUGGAGAUGCGGGCCAUCAUCGAGGAGGGCAACGCCGAGGACGGCGUCAAGCUGCGAUCCUACUGCCAGAAGCACAGCAUGAGCAAGGGCAAGAAGGACGGCGCUGGCGGUGCGACUGGAAGCUCCCUCGCCAGCUCCAUGCACAAGGCGAACAAGCUGACCUCGGGGACGGGGGCGGAUGAAGGCAGCAACGCGUGCGGGACAUCGGGAGAGGAUGUGCGGCGCCGGAAGAACCACAGGAAGAAUGAGUUGACGUCCGAGGAGCGCAACCAGGCCCGGGCGCAACGUCUGCAGGAGGUGGAGGCCGAGUUCGACAAGCACGUCAACGUGAACGACAUCAGUUGCCAUCUGUUCGACCUGGACCACGAUGCCAUCAUCGCUAUUUACAACUACUGGAAACUCAAGCGCAAGUCCCGGCACAACCGCGAGCUGAUCCCCCCCAAGUCCGAGGACGUGGAAAUGAUCGCCCGCAAGCAGGAGCAGCAGGACUUGGAGAACCACAAGCUGGUGGUGCACCUCCGCCAAGACCUCGAGCGAGUGCGGAACCUCUGCUACAUGGUCAGUCGCCGGGAGAAGCUGUCGCGCUCUCUGUUCAAGCUGCGCGAGCAAGUCUUCUACAAGCAACUGGGCGUGCUCGACGAGCUGCGCCAGGACAACCUGCAGGCGCAGUCGAAGGAGGACGAGAAGCAGCGCCCCUCCAUGGACCUGGACGCCAUCAUUUACGCCAACGACGGGCCCACGCUGUACGAUCGCUUCUACAGCUCGGCUGCCGGGCAGGCGGUGCCUGCGCAGUACCAGGAUCUGAAGUACGUCUUGGAGCAGCUAAUGGGGAAGCUCCAGAGCGGCAAGCAGGUGACCAAGCGCGGCCGCGCUUCCCAGUCCCCCAACAAGCGGAAGCAGGUGGCGAAGACGUCCCCCAGCAAGAAGCUCAACAACGGCGCUCUCAGCUCCCGCACAACCUCCCCCGAGAAGCCCGCUCCAGCGGCUAAGACGGGAUCAAGCGGCGGGACCAUCAAAGCGCGAGCGGCGCCCCCCGGAAAGCCGCCUGCCGGGAGGCGUGCCUCGAAGAGCGGUGCGCCGGCGGGGACGUCGACCCAAAACAAAACCCAAUCCCACUCCAACGCCCGGAGCAGUGCGUCCUCCCGUUCGUCUAGCGGCAGUUCGUCAUCGGGUGAUUCCAGUUCGGCGAACGGCAGCAGCAGUUCCGGAAGCUCCUCCGGAAGCGACUCUGGAAGCGAGAGCGGCAGCUCCAGUCCCACAAGCGGAGCCUCGCCGCGGAAGUCUUCCGCGGACAGUCCCCUCAAAAAGCAGAGCUACUCCCGGUCUGUGGAGCAACGGCAGAAACGGCGUCAACGACGUCAGAGUCAAGCCGCUGCGGGUGCGUCUGCUGCGUCUCCGCAUUCCCCCUCAGGAAGCAGUUCCAGCGACGAGGAAGACGAGCGGCGAAGAAGCGGACCAGAGCCGGACAAGAGCUUCGAGCGACGGGGGCCAGUCCAUGACAAGUCAGUACCUAACAAGACCCACCCCGCCAAAUCAAAGCCAGGAGUCGACGUAGCACCCGGCGCCGGAGCGUCAGCGAGAAGAAAACUGUCCACGGCGACGCGGGGCCUGGCCCAGAUGGACCGGGACGUCGAUGAGAGUCUGUCGAGCGACGAAAGUGAGGAGCUGUUGCCUCUGAGCAGAGACCGGCAGCGGGAGUCUAAUACUGCAGCGAACCGGAAGAUGGGGCAGCACAUCUACUCCGACUCGGAGAACAGCUCCUCCGAACAGGAGAAGGACCCGGAAGAACUGGCCACCGUGGAGAGCAAUGUAAGCGACUCUCAGAACCAACAGAUCAUCCGGACGAAGGCGGCCAUGAAGGAAUUCGUGCCCGGGACGACUCCGAGCACACCGAUUGUGGCGGCGCCUGGCAAGGCCAAGCCUGCGCGGGACGCGAAGGAGCCACCGGAAGGAGGAGCGAGUUCCGGCAGCAGCACAAAGCCAAAAACCAACUCCAGUACCAAGUUGCCAUACCCCGCGGAUCUCCUGGUGGUGCCACAGCGGCAGGCUGCCAAGAAGGCCUCCGAGAACAUGCGCUCCACGAAUCUCGCCGCCACGCUCCAGCCAGAUGCCAAUGACCGGUUGCGGGAGCCGGACUCGAACUCCACCUCGUCGAACAGCAAGGGCAAGUCGAAGGACUCGGGAUCGCGGCUAGUGCCCGAUGCCGACAAAUCUAGUCUCGAAAAGGGUCGGUUCAAAGAACAGCCCCCGAAGGCCGUCAAGGCCUCUGGAGAGCCUCCAGCGGAGCGCGGCAAGCGAGGACGACCACCCAAGGUGCCUAGGGAACCUGUAUCGGAUAAGGACAAGCCGGUCUCUGAUAAGGACAAGCCCGCUGCUCCUGCGCCCGCCGAAGCGAAGUCCUCCGCUGCUGCCAAGUCAAACUUUGCUGUCUCCCUAGUGCCCCAGCGGCAGGCUGCCAAGAAGGCGGCGGAGCAGCUGAAGAGCAGCAAGCCUGCCCAGGACACGUUUUCAUCCGCUAACGAGACUUUGGAGAAGGAGCCCACGGCGUCAGUGGCGUCAGCGGGCUCGGUGCCAGGAGCAGCGGGGGCGCCGCAGAGCUCGACGCCAACUAAGCCCACCAGACGAACCUCUCAGAAGGAGACUCCUACCACUCCUAAGGAAGUUGCCCCCAGCCGACGAAGGUCGAAGGAAGACGCUUCUUCUGGUGGCAAGGGGACGAGUCCGCUGAAGCGUCGCGUUGCUGCUCCGAAUCUCUCCAGCUCCAGUUCCGGCGACAGCGACAGCUCCAGCUCCUCGAGCAGCUCCGGCAGCAGUUCGAGCAGCGGUAGCCACAGCGACUCGGACAGCGAUUCGCCAGCCAGCGAGGCGGAAAAGCCGCCAGCGAGACAGCCACUGCAGGCUGGUGCCUCUGCGACGCCUUCGGUCGCCUCCAAUAUGCCAAAGCGUUUGCCCCGGAAGUCCGUCGACAAACCAGCAUCGUCGACAGCGGCACCUGCAGCGCCUCCCACGCCUCCUCCCCAACCGCCCGCCACCCGGACCCGACAGAACUCUACUACAAAAUCGCCAAAGACAUCUCCUCUGAAGCCAGCAGGAGCGACCAAGGAGGAUCCGAUCCCCAGCACGCCGAAGACGCAGUUGCACCGACGCCAGGGAUCCGUGGACGAGGGCGCGAAGCACGCUCAGUCGGAGCAGGCUGCCAAGAGGGCGACACGCGGCUCCAAGUCGCGCCCUCCCUCGCCAGCCACGAAGUUGGCCAGCUCCCCCGAGAAGCCGACCCUGCGCCGCAAGUCCCGCGCAGACGAGUCUCCCAAGAAAAUACCCAGCUUGGAGCACGAAAUCAACCAGCGGAAAGCAGCUACCGGGAAGCUAGGCAGCGCUUUGGACAAGCUCCUGGGAAAGAAGCAGCAGCAGGUCAACCACGCCGCAGCCAGCACGCCACCGCGGAAGUCCCGAACGCCUUCUCCUUCCCCAACGCCAACCGGGAAGGCCACCAGCCGAGAACCGGAGAAGGAAAAGCCCGAGCCAGAGCCCGAGAAUCCGGCGCCGGAAACGGAACCGGAGCCGGAGCCAGAGCCGACAGUUGCGGCCGAGGCAGGCGAACUGCCCAUGGACAUUGACGAGGAGCUGACCACCGCUCCCACGCAUACGCAGCUUUCGGCGAACGCGAGCAAACUGGCCGACAUCAUCGACGACGAGCGACCUCCCGCUGCUCCACUCCCCGCCUCGCCCACUCCCACACCCACCUCGAACGACGAGCUGUCCGAAGCCGGCAGCGACCUCAGCGAACGGCGGCGCAUCCGAUGGCGCUCCAGGCGGCGGAGGCGAAGACGAAGCGACGAGCCGGACGAGGAACACACGCACCACACCCAACACCUGCUCAACGAGAUGGAGAUGGCCCGCGAGCUGGAGGAGGAGCGCAAGAACGAAUUGUUGGCCAACGCCAGCAAGUACUCCGCCUCAACGUCCUCUCCGGCGGUGACGGUCAUCCCACCAGAUCCGCCGGAGAUCAUUGAACUGGACUCCAACUCGGCCAACUCUGGAGUUGACGCGCAGCCGCUCUCGCAGUCGUUGCCGGAGCAACAGUCUCUGGGAUCCGCUCCACCGCUUAUUGUACAGUCCCCCGCAGCCGAUGUGGCGCCUAGUUUGCAGCCCCAGCACCUGCCUCCGACGCACCAGUCCCUGAUCGAUCCACUGCCUGUGGCCCACCUCACUCCUAUGGGGGCGGCGUCCUCGGGCCCGUGUGCUCUGGAGGAGCCGAUUGUUGACGCGAUUCUUGCAAUGGAGGACAGCAAGUUCAACAACUUCGCGUCGAGCAUUUUGAAUCCGCCGAAUCCGGGUCAGAUGAGCCUCAUCCCGACCAUGGACAGGGUGAAGUCAAUCUGCGAGGAGGACAGCAUCCUGGCUACGCGGAAUCUCCUGGAGAAAUUGCGGAAGACCAAGCGGAAGGCACAGGACGAUUGUUGCUCCAAGGAGGCAGUGGACUUGUUGCCCCCCACUCCUGCCAUUCCCUCAGUGUUUCCGUUCCACAAUGCUGCGGACCCGGAGGAUAUCAUUCAUGCACAGAAGGAGCAGCAGCAACAGCUCCAACAGCAGCAGCAGCAGCAGCAGCACCAACAACAGCAGCAGCAGCAGCAACAAAGCUGCCUUUACGGCAACUCCGGUCCCAACUCGGUGGCUUCGUUGACCAUCAAGGACUCGCCCAUGACAGCCAACAGCGGAAGCUACGCUAACAGCCUGACGAACACGCCCAACGCCACGCCGACCAACGCCUCGAUGGGCAACAACCUGGGACCGGCUAGUGGAUUCCAGGUGAACUUUGCCAACUCCCAGCAGCCUCCCUCGCUCAGCAUCUUUCUGGAAAAGUCACCGCUCCAGAAAGGCGCGUGUGCGCUUGCCAGCAACGGAGGGGCUGGUGGCGCAGGUCCGCCCGGCUCUACUCCGGACUUUGUGGACUUGGCAGCGGCGGUGGUGAAGAACAGCAUGGCAGGCUUCCGCGGAGUGACGUCCGUGCCGGCGCAUACCCGACCCGGGGGCAACAACAAGAUAAACGACUACGACGAAAACAGUCGCAUGCAGUCCCCUUUCGGAAGGAUUCCGUGGAACGAGAACGACCUCAUAGCGGAGCGGAGGAGCAGCUCUCCCAGCUCAGUCUCAGAGUCCAAUGAUCCGCCUCCCUCGGCAGCGGCGGCGGCAGCAGCGGCGUCCGUUGCCCGGAACAUGUCCUCCCUGGAGUCCUGCAAGAACUUCUUCAACAACUACCCGAGCGGAAACGGGGCGCCGGGCAACGCAGUGCAGACCAACGCAGCAGCGGCCUUCAACCACGCCCCCAUGGUCAACGGAAUCGACAGCAUGCCCAUGUUUGGCAGCGCCCCUGCUCCUCAACAGCAGCAGCGGACCACGCCAACGCACCCACAGCAGCAGCAAAGAACUCCGAACAGCCAGUACAACGGGGGCAUCUACCCUCAACUGGCAGCCAUGAUGCAUCCUCAGGCGGCGUCGACGGAGAACUCUCCCAGCCUGUACGGCAAUGGCGGAGUGGGAGUAGGUCCUGUGCCGGCCACCUUGCCGCCCCAGGCGCAGGCGACCCAGUAUUCCGGAACGCCGUACUCCACGCCCACUUUGGGAAUGCUUCCCGUGCCCCAGCAGCAACCUUCGCACCCACCCGUCACCGUUCCUGUUCAGAGCACAACUACUCCGAACCACCAGUUCGCCCUGACAUCGCCUGUGGACGGAAAGAUGCCCGUGUAUCCUGGACCCCUAAUGAGCAGCUGUGCGGAAGCAGCCUCAAUGAUGCCGCCGACGCCUCCAGUGCCUCUUCCAGUUCCCGUUCCCGUUCCCGUUGCAGCCAAAGACUCCCCCAACAAGCGGAACAGUGCCAGUGGCGGGAACGCGAUCAAGAAGCAGUCGCACAAGUCUCCCCAAGUGCCGCCUGGAAAGUCGCCAGGCAAGUCGCCAAGGCAGCCGCUGCAGCCGCCGACGCCCCCGACCCCAGCUCCUGUGGUGAAUCUACCUCCGGUCAAGUACGACCCGCAAACGCACACGUUGCAGGGCAAGCCUCGGCAGCGCGCUCCUCGUGGAAGCGGAGCCUCCGGGUCGCAGGGCAGGGGUCGCGGACGAGGGCGAGGUCGGGGCCGGGGAGCUGGCGCUGCGAGCGGGAUACCCAUGACGCUGCCUCCGCCCAUGGCGGACUACGGAAGCAACACCCACAUCGUGAACAACCUCGUUGGAACGCCGUUCGAGUUCAACAACUACGACGACGACAUGGCUGGCCCAGGAGUGGAGAACCUGCAGUCCCUGAGGGACAGGCGAAGGAGCUUCGAGCUGAGAACGCCGCGCGGACAAAACAAGGCCUCGACAACGCCGAGCACCAACCCCCUCCUCCACCCUGUGCUGCCCGGACCCGUGGACAUGCGAACGUACAACCUGGGAUUCGAGGCGCAGCAUAGCACGGCUUCCCAGGAGGCCUACCAGAACAACCUUUUGGGCGCCUUCGACUCGGGCACUGCGGACCAAACGCUGAGCGAGUUCGACGAGGAGGACGAGCGCCAGUUCCAGUCCGCCCUGCGGGCUACGGGCACAGGCACCUCACCGAGCAAGCAGCCUGCGGCGCCGGUGGCUCCUGUUGUGCCGUCAGCCGCGCCCAACCCACAGCCCAAUGCGAACCUCCUGCUGCACUCCACCGAGGCGAACCAGAUGGCUCCCAGCACGGCGGCCGCAUCGGCAGCCACGCACUUGGUGGAGGGCUCCCUCGUAGAGGCCUCAAUGGAGGCGACUUCGGAGGAGGUGUCCAUCGACUCCGACACCACGAUACUGCAGAGCAAGGCAAUGAUCGCCGACGCGCGCAGCCAACUGAAGCUGAAGAUCAAGAGCCCUCUGGCCUACCCCGAGCACUACAACUCCAUAACGAACAGCAGCUCGCUCAGCUUGAGCAGCACGCUGGUGCAGUCUUCCAGCGCGGUACAGGCCACCGUCUCCACCUCCACGGUUGUGAGCGCCUCCUCGGCGGUUAGCGGCAACUCGCGGCGCAUGCGCAAGAAGGAGCUCCUCAGCCUGUACGUGGUGCAGAAGGACAACCUGAACGACGACAGCUCCUGCGGUCUACCAGCCGCUUCCGACAUCGUGCCGCUUGAGAACCUGUUGCGCAAGUCGGAGGAGGAGGAGGAACUUGGUGGCAUCGGAAACGCCUCCAAGCGGUCCAAGAAAAACUCGAGCAGCAGUCGGGAGCUGCGGGCUCUCGACGCCAACUCUCUGGCUGGACUAGGAGAGGACCAGCUGGGAGCCAACCCGGGAGCAGGAACAUCUUCCGGCGACGGCAGGAGGCGCAGCGCCUGCAGCUCGGGCAGCAACAACGAGAGCGGGAAAACGGGCGCGGCCAGCAGUGCAGGUAAGCGACGGGGACGAAGCAAGACACUCGAGAGCAGCGAGGACGACCACCAGCCGCAGAAGCUGAAGAUCAAGAUUCGGAACUUGGCAGCCAAUGAACCCCCUGCUGCUUCUGGCACGGGCGAGGCCCAGGGCUACAGCUACGAGAUGUCCCGAAUCACCUGUCCUCCCAAGAAGAGGCUCACGAGCAACUUCAGCACGCCGACGCUGGAGGAGAUCAAGCGGGAUUCUAUGAACUAUCGCAAGAAGGUGAUGCAGGACUUCGACAAGGGAGAGGACACCAGCAAGAAGGAAGUGCUGGCCCUGGCCAUGGGAGGGGAGUCUUUAGUAAUGCCCCAGCCGCCUACGAAACGUCCCAAGUCUUCCAAGCCAAAGAAGGACAAGAAGGAGAAAAAGCGCCAUAAACAACUGAUCCUCGGCAGCAGCUCCACCAUCGCCACCACCAUGACCAGCACGCUGAUCGAGAACACGGCAAACACCUCUCCGGGAGACAAGCCGAAGCUGAUCCUCCGGUUCGGAAAGCGAAAAACGGAGACGACCACGACGAAAAUAGCUUCUGUGGAUCAGCCACCAGCGGUGGAGGCGCCGCUUCGCUUGAAGAUAGCCAGGAACUCCUCCGGCGGGGGCUACAUCAUCGGUGCAAAGAGAGAGGAGCCUCCGCCACAAGAGAGCGUGUCGCCGAUGACGGAGCUGCCUAUGGUGGCGCCCCUCGGAGAGUCGUCGCCCUCGGAGAGGCUUCUGCUGAACAGCUUCACGCCGCACUCCCAGAACGCUAAUGCCUCGCCGGCACGGCUGGGCAAGGACACGGGCACGCCGUCACCGCCCUGCCUUGUGAUUGACUCCAGCAAGAGCGCCGACGUCCAGGACUCCACUUCCCUGCCGGAGAGCGGAAUGGCGUUGUCUGGCGGGAUGGGGGUGCCAGUGUCUCUUGUGGGCGCCACCACGCCGCUCUGCGUCAACGUGGGCAACUACGAGAACAGCAACAACUCGCUGCCCUCGGCCAGUGGCACCGGAUCAGCCUCCAGCAACUCCUGCAACAGCAACUCGAACAACAACAACAACAAUAACGGUAGCGGGGGAGGCCCCACCAGCGAGGGAGGCAGCUUACUUCCAUUGAAAAAAGACUGUGAGGUUAGAUGAUAAUCAUAAGAAGCGAGAGUGCCGCUUGAGCGUGCUGGAGUCCUUGUGCCGCACACUUCCUAUAUCCUUUCACUCCCAAUUCCUAUUUCCAUUAAGAAGCCAACUGCGUGGUCAUUGGUGGGGCAUCGGCCCCGGCUCGGCUCGGCCCGUCCUGGCCCGGCAGUCUUAAUUUGUACAGUUAGUUCGUAAGAAACGCCCAAUCCUCCCGUACAUCUGCCCAAACUGAUUUGUUGUAAUCGCAUGAGCGUAACAGAUAUUAUCUAUAUAUACUUACAUUAUAUAUACCCUC